UUCUGAAUGUCGGUUUAGUGAGCUCAUGCACGAGCUCAUCAACGUAAGGAUCUGUCGCGGUAGUACAUCCAAAAAUGGCGUUCCUUGCGUAGCCGUAACCCAUCGUCGUCAUUAUCGUCAUCGUUCUCAUUGUUGUCGUUGUCAUUAUCGUAAUUGUUUUUGGGUCGUUAUUGUUGUUAUUGCCGCCGCCUUCGCCCAACUUGAUGUUUAUCAACGUCGUCACUAUCCGUUAGUGUUUGCUGAAUUACCUGGUGGAGUCGCAAGGCGCCAGUUUGAGGAAAAGUCUAACUAGAAAUACGAAAAUGCAGUCGACUGAACAACUACGACCGGAUCAAUUAGUGGGCUUGGUGGCCCGUUCGGCCGAAGGUACAGCGGCCAAAGGAAUGCCGAUCAAAGGGCACGAGGACCUUUGGGUGGAGAUCCAGGCUAACACCUUCCGAAACUGGGUGAACGAACAUUUGAAACACGCUGGUGAUGUAGGCGGUGGGCCCGUUCUGGAUCUCGCCGAGGAUUUUAGAGAUGGUACGCGUCUUUGUGCUCUGGUCGAAGUUCUUACGCAACGCCGUCUAUCGCGAUGGAAUCCGAAGCCGGCGAAUCAACAUCACCAUCUAGAGAACGUGUCAACGGCAUUGCAGGCCAUCGAAGCUGAUGGUGUUAAACUUGUCAAUAUUGGUAACGUGGACAUAGUAAACGGCAAUCUAAAGUUGAUCUUGGGCUUGAUAUGGUCCCUCAUCGUGCGAUAUCAAAUAGGCAAAUCCAAGUUCCCGCCAAGGAAACUCAUGCUCUCAUGGCUCAAGGCUGUCCUACCGGAAUGUAGAGUGAACAAUUUUACGACCGACUGGAACUCUGGCGUAUACUUGAGCGCACUUUUGGACUACUGCAAACCUGGUCUAUUCCCGUAUUGGCGGCAGCUCGAUCCAAAUGACAGUGUUUACAACUGUCGCAAAGCUAUGGAGAUAUCGAAACGAGAGUUCGAUAUUCCGAUGGUAUUGGAGCCAGAGUACCUCGCGUCACCUUAUUUGGACGAACUCUCGGGGAUGACCUACUUGUCAUAUUUCAUGAAGGAAGGUUCGCCAGGCUUCCAUGCAACGCUACGAUGGGUCAAUUCGCAAUUAUUACAUACCUCUAUACGGAACUUCACGACUGACUGGAACGACGGUAGAACGCUGUGCGAAAUUAUUCGAAACUUGGGCGGUUCAGCGCCGCCCUAUGAAAAACUCGGUACGAACCCCGCUGCCUGGGAACAUAAUUUGCAAAUGGGUAUCGAUGGCGGUAAAAAAUUAGGUGUAGAACCGAUUCUGAAAGCGAAAGACAUGGCGGAUCAGAAUGUAGAGCAUUUAGGUGUGAUGGCGUACGCGGCGUAUUUUCAGUGGGUGAAGCCUCGUCCUCAAGCAAGCCAACAGAUUGCUGUACACAUCGAUAGCACAUCUGCCCGAAUACAACAACCGGCACAUUUCAAAUUGGAAAUGCUCACCAAAGAUGUGAACGUAAGGGAUGUGCGCGGCGAAAUUAUUAGUCCCAGUGGGCGUGUGGAGUGCAGACUUACGUGGAAUGGAAUUCAUGGCAAAGGCACUUUCAUACCUACGGAAGUUGGCAUGCACAAGCUGAUGGUGUACAACGACGACGAGCUAGUGAAUGGGUGUCCAUAUUACUUCAGGGUUUUGCCACGUCUAACGAAAAUUAGAUCCCCGGGCAUGGAUCCUUGCGCCAUAGAAUCUAUUGUUGAAGUUCUAGUCAACAGUUACGAAUCUGAUCUUCUACAUUUAGGAACUAGUCAUGAUGGUAUUGACGUGACCGCGUGGUCUCCAACUGGUAGAUCUCUACCGUGUCCCGUCAAGGAAAAAGAUAGCGUGCACACGGCGACUUUUCAGCCUGACGAGACGGGAGAGUGGAGCAUCGCGAUAACGCACAAGGGAAAUCAUAUACAAGGUGGACCCUUCACUUGCUUCGUCUUCGAUCCUAAUGGUAUCAAGCUCUUGGACACUGACGGCGCCAUACCGGGACAACCAUUUUACUUCACCAUCGAUGCACGAGGAACUGGUGGUCUGGGCGACGUAAUUAUCGACAUUGUCCAUGAUAAGCAAUCGCUGACCCAUAGGAUGGAAGACUUUGGUCAUAUGCAGUACCGAGUAUCUUUCGUACCUAAGAAUGCCGGUAAAUAUCGGGUGUAUGUAUACUUCAAUGGUUCGGACGUACGCGGUUCACCAUUCUCCAUACGAGUCGGCACGCAGAAAGGAUCCCGGAGAUCGAAGGAAUCUACGUCCAGCUUGGAGCGAUCCAAAGUAUCAUCGCUGGAACGACGAAUGAAUGACUUGAACAUCUCCGCGACCGAACAGGCCAGUCCGACCCAGAAGAUGUACACGUCGACCGUAUAUAAAUCCAUUAGCCCAAUGCAACGUAGCUACUCACCCAUCCAUCAGGCCAACUCCGCCUACAAAACAUCGAGCAGUAAUUACGCAACUGAGAAUACCAUCGCUUCGACGUACCACAACACUCGUUCGCCAAAUCACUUGAGCUCUCACAGCCCCGUGCAGAGGAACAUGCAUAGUCCAGCGAUACUUAAAGAGACAAAUGAGAUUUAUAAUAGCGUGUACAACCAUCGCUCAAGAUCGCCAAAUCAACAGAGCCCUCUCGAUUUCAUGAAAGAAUCCAAGGAUAUAUAUUCGUCCGACGUGUUAAACAGUUCGCGAUCACCGGACCUAAACUCGAGCGCACACGUCAUUAAGGAAUCUAAGGACAUCUAUAAUUCGGGAUCUCUGAAGAGAUCACGCUCACCUAUUCACAGUCCGAUGGCGUAUCACAGCGUUACGCAGAACCCGGGCAAUCGCAGUUUCAGUCCAAGAAAUGGCGAUGAUUGGGAUGUUUCAACGUCCAAUAGGCGCAUAUUCGUGGACAACAGUGUUGUAGAUACCAGUAGCAACGUACGAGUUUCAUCAAUGAUCAGCGGCACUUCCAGGCGUGACUCAUGGGACGCGAUUGCCAAAACGAAAUCAUUGUUGUCAUAUGGCAGCCUGGAGUCUUUAGCAAAUCUGACCAACACGGAGAAUCGCGUUGGCAGCCCGAGCAGCAGGGCUCUCAACAACAAUUAUAAGAAUGCACAAAGCUAUCCUGUGAAGAAUGUUUCGUCACACGAGUCUACGUCUAUCAAUUACUCGUCUACGCAGAAAUCAUUAAAUUCCGAUUACGGUACCGCGAAGAAGAAUAAUAAUAAUGAUUUAGCAAGCCAGACGCCUGCUCGUUAUACCCACGGCAUUUUAAAGAAUAAGAACAACAAUUAUGGGAGGGGCAUCGACGUGACGGAUACCGCAACGCGCGACAGAUAUCUGAACAAUAAUAGUCCUGCCUAUGUGUCAACGUCGAUAUCAUCAAUCGACAAGAGUGGCUCGAUUGUCGCCACCGGAAGCGCAUUGGAGACGCUGUCGGUGCACCGGCCGACUAUUUUCAGCAUCAAUUCCGAUGUAGACCCGGACAUGGUUUCCGUCACCGUCACUGGUCCUACUGGCAAAACUGUGCCAUUACAGAGGUCAAAGCUGCGAGGUCUGACAUAUAGCAUCACUGCCGAGGAAAUCGGUGAGCACAUCAUCCAGGUUCUGGCGAAUGGUCAACACAUCAAGGGAUCACCUUUCAGAUCUCAAGCAUAUAAUGCCCGAGCUAUGCAAGUUGGCAACAUCCCAAAUGGAAUAGUAAAUGAACCGGUGGAAUUUGAAAUUGAUGGAUCGAAAGCUGGCUCGGGAAAUUUGGAGAUCCUUGUAAACGGAGGACACGUCACGAGUUUUGUAAGAGCGCUAGGUAAUCAGCGUUUCUUAGCAUCGUUCGUACCACACGAAGCGGUUACGCACUUGGUCGAGAUGACAUUCAACGGAGAGAUCAUCCCUGGAUCACCUUGGCGAGUUGGCAUCAUGCCUGUACCCAAGAUGUCAGUGAUCGGUGAUUCCAUCAGAUUGGUUCCUGCCGGCAGUCCUGCUGUCUUUGAAUUGUCAGCGUUAGGUUUCAACAUUAGUGAGAUCGAUGUUCAAAUCAUAACACCUUCAAAGAAGCACAUUCCUGCAAAAAUUGACGAGGAAUUGGGUCGAUCUGGCGAGUUCCGUGUUGAAUUCACACCAACCGAAGUGGGCAGUCACCUCGUGGAAGUGAGCAUUGCAGGACAAAAGCUACCGGCAGGACCUCUUGUCGCCAAAGUAUACAAUAGCAGUCUGAUCCAAGUUACUGACGUACCUAGCGCCGUAGUUGGUCAUGCUUGUCAGUUUAGAGUGGAUGCCAGCGCUGCUGGAGAAGGCCAACUAGAGAUUUCCAUAAACGAAGGAGAAGUACCGAAUCAUGUGCAAGUAGUAGGUGGUGGUCGUUGUCUCGUGUCUUUUACUCCCGAAGUCGCUAAACCUCAUUACAUUGACAUAAAAUUCAACGGAGAAGCAGUACGCGGAUGUCCCUUUGUCUGCAACGUGUCCGAUACGAGCAGAGUUACACUCGGCUUGAAUCACUUGGAAUUAAUACCAGUUGAUGAGCCUGCCAGCUUUCAUAUGGGAGUUGACGGAAGCGGCAGUGCAGAACUCGCGGUUUCUGUAAGAGGACCGAAUAGUGAAUUGCCAGUUAAAGUUACUGGUGACAUAAGCAGCGGUUUUACCGCAGAGUUUAUACCGAGGGACGUGGGUGUACAUUCAAUUAGCGUGGAAUACAAUGGCUAUCCUGUAAAUGGCACGCCGUUUUUAGCCAAGGCGUUCAACGCGGAUAAAGUGCUGAUCGGGUCUGUAGCUCGAGGCAGCGUCGGCCAACCAAUCCAUUUUACUGUCGACGCGAGUCAAGCCGGUGAAGGAAAUUUAGAGAUCACGAUAUCGGCUCGCGGUCAAAAUAUACCAACGCAAGUAACACCACAGGGAAAUGCACGAUUUUCCGUCAGUUUCGUACCGUUUGAAGCGUGCGAGCACGUUAUCAAUAUAGCCUUUAAUAAGAAAACCGUGCCAGGAUGUCCUAUAAUGACACGAGUCGGUGGUGAUAGCCACGUAACUGUGAGUGGCCAGGCAUUGAGCAGCGCUGGAUUAGGACGGCAAAGUUAUCUGACCGUCAGUAACGUUGCCGGUAGCUUGGAGGAUUUAGAAGUUAAUGUUGAAGGGCCCAACGGACAGGCCGUACCUGCUCAAGUCACUGACAACAAAGAUACUACAUGCAGCGUGGCGUUUACGCCGAGAGUCGUCGGUGAACACCGAAUAUCGGUGAGUCACCGGAACGUUCCGGUAGUUGGCAGUCCAUUCAGUUGCAAGGUAUAUGAUGUCGCCGCGAUAAAGGUGAAGGAUGCUAAGCGAGGUGUCAUCGGGAUGCCGGUAACUUUCUUGGUGGAGACUAGUCAAGCAGGACCAGGAAAUUUAGAAGUCACCGUAAAUGGUGGACGGGUACCAACAUCGGCACAGGCGCAGGGUCCCCACACGUACGCGAUCUCGUUCACACCCCGCGAAUCAAUUGUGCAUACCGUGGACUUGCGAUUCAAUGGAGAAGACGUGCCUGGAAGUCCAUUUAGCUGUCAGGUUAGUGAUACGGCGAAAGUGCUGAUAACCGAGGGACUCGAGAAAGUUUCGGUGAAUCGUAUCGCGACCUUCACGAUAGAGGCUGAUGCAUCUCUUGGCAUGCCCGUUGUCGAAGUGCUCUCACCAACUAGAGAGAGUUUGCCUGUACACGUUAAGCAAAAUAGUCACGGCACCUAUACAGCUGGUUUUACUCCGAAGGAUGUCGGCGAUCACAGCGUCGAAGUAAAGCUCAAUGGAUCACACGUGGAAGGUAGCCCGUUUCUCGUCAAAGCUUAUAAUGCCGAUAAAGUCAAGGUGACGGAUAUAAAUAGCGGAGUUGUCGGAAAAUCAGUAUUCUUCAGCAUUAACGCCAGUCAAGCUGGAGCAGGAAAUCUGGAAAUUAUAGUCGCGGUGAAUGGCAAGAACGUACCGAAUUACGUACAGAGCGAGGGCAACGCAAAAUUCAGAGUGAAUUUCAAACCGCAAGAAGCUGCGGUGCACAGCCUCAGCGUUCGCUUCAAUGGAGAACCGGUACCAGGUUCACCAUUUAGCUGUAAGGUGAUAGGCGCGGGUCAAGCGACGGUUUCUGGCCACAAUUUGAAGAUGGGUGCUGUAAAACGGGUGAUAUCGUUUACCGUGGACCCGCAAACUUCGUCCACGAAUUGCGAUAUCAUCGUGACUCCACCAUCGGGAAUCGCUUUGCCCAUCACGAUCGAGCCCAUCGACGGCAAAUACAAUGUGAACUUUAUGCCGACGGAAGUUGGCAGACACAAUAUCAGCGUUCUAGUGGACGGUGAACCGAUCAAAGGCUCUCCGUUCGCUUGUAACAUUUAUGAUGUAACUAAAGUACACGUGUCUGGUCUUACGGAAGCGUUGCUGGGCCAGGCAACCACGUUUACCGUCGACGCUGCGGAAGCUGGUGAAGGAACGCUCGAGCUGGUAGUAAGCACGGAGAACAACACCGUUAAAGCCGAGGUCGUAGCUUGCGCUCGUGGAUUGUACGACGUCACGUUCGUACCACAAAUAACGAGUGCGCACUAUGUUAAUAUCAGUUUUAAUGACGACAACGUGCCAGGAAGUCCCUUUAAAUGUCCCGUUGUUAGUGGCAUGUUGCAUAAUCCGUUGAUGGUUCGAGUGGGCAACACAGCUUACAUAGAUCUGGAUAUGUCUGAUUUGAGCGGGCCUGUAGCAGCAGAAGUUACUGGUCCGGAUGGAAUAAUUAUUCCAUGCACGUUAACAAAACUGUCUUCCAGUUUAUAUCGCGUGGAAAUUCGAACACGACAAGUGGGAACGUAUAGUAUAAUAUUUAAUGAUGGACAUAAAUUAGUUAAUUCGCAGACUCUUCAAACUUUCGAUCCCAGCAAAAUUUGUAUGAAGGAAAUAGCGGACGCGGUUUGUCAUCGACCUGGAACUAUUUUUGUCAUCGUACCGAAAGAGGCUGGUCCCGGAAAGUUAUCGGUUAACGUACGCGCUGGUGGCGCGGACGUAGAUAGCUUAGUGAGGGAGGGAGAGAAAGGUGUCUAUGAAAUCGUGUUUCAUCCCACGCGUGCCGCACCUCACAGAGUUCACAUAAAAUACAAUGAAGUCCACAUUCCUGGGAGUCCAUUGGAUGUGACGGUACGUGGACCAACCGGAGGACGGGAAGUGACAGCAACGGGAUUAGGUCUAUAUCAGUCGUGUGUCGGGAAAGUGACGUCUUUUACAAUCGAAACACUUGGACGUCCCGGUAAAGAAUUCGACGUUGUCAUUAGCGGGCCACAGGGUAACGCCGUACCUGUACGUUGUUACCAGCAUCGUGAUGGCAAUCUGCUCGCUGAAUUUACAACAAAUAACAUUGGCACAUACAAAAUCGACGUAUUGCAUGGAGCGAAGCCGGUAUUGGGCUCACCGUUUUUCUGCCAAGCGUUUGAUGCCUCCAAAGUGAAACUUCAAGAGCUGGGUCCCACGACAAUUUCAGUUCAUGAUCACAUCGCAUUCAAAUUAAUGAAAGCUGAUGCUGGCAUAGCUGAUCUGGAUGUAAUAGCGACGAGUCCAUCGAGUCAGGAAAUCCCAUUGCAAGUGACUCCACUCAACGACGGUGCGGAAAUGAUUGAGUUUUCGCCCAGCGUGCCCGGCACUUACAUGAUCAACGUCACUUAUGGAGGUUGUUUAAUACCUGGAAGCCCUCUGGUAUGCACCGUUGACGCAGCCGGACAGGCUCGUGCAAAGGGUGAAGGUUUGCUAAGUGGUCAUGUGGGUAAACCAGCGCACUUUAUCGUCACUGGCACAAGAAGUCCCCCUGCGAUUCAGGUGGAUGGGCCGGACAGCGUUUCUAAGGCUACUAUUGAAGCUGGUGUUAAUCCAGCUACAUGGAACGUAUCCUACGUGCCAACUGAAGUCGGAGUAUUUGAUGUGAGAGUCGUCUGUGCUGGACAACAGCUGCCUGGAUCUCCGUGGCACCCGAAGAUCAUUGAUACGCGAAAUCUUCGUGUCAUCGGAGGCUGGUCCGCUGUAUGUGAUGAUAUUGGCCGGUUAAAGCUGCAUCCUUCGAAUAAGAUUAGCUUUGAUAUCGCGGACGCUGGACCCGGCGAAAUCAAUGGAACUGUUGGCGAUCACCCUCUCAUCUUCGAAAUGACAUCUAACAACAAACUGAGACUCAUCUCUCCGCAGAUUAGCAGUGGCGAACACCGCCUGGAGAUAUUAUUUAAUGGUACACCGUUUCCAGGCGCACCGAAACUCGCAGUUGUGCAAGACUUGGAGCUACCGACACAGGAUACAAGUCGAGUCCUAUUGAAAGGACGGGGAUUGACAUCGGCCAAGUGCGGUGAGGAGGUCAGUUUUACUAUUGACGGUUCUCAAGCUGGUAACGGAAUCCCAAAGGUGCAACUGUUUUCGCCUACCAACGAGCUUAAUGUUUUAUUGCAGCAUCUAGGCGACAGCGUUUAUCGUGCAAGCUAUAUACCACUGACACCGGAUCCGCUUUUGAUGACCGUAUCAUGGAACGGAAGGCAAUUAAAGGGCUGUCCUUUGCAAAUCAAUGUCACAAGCGCGGCUGAUGCUUCGAGAGUUGUCUGUUCCGGAGAUGGUCUAAAGCAUGGUAUUGUUGGGCAAGAGAUUCGAAGUUUUAUCGAUACCAGAAGAGCUGGGCCAGGCGAGUUAACGGCGCACUGUGUUGGGCCACACAAAGUAGCGUAUUGCGAGCUGUACGAUCACGGUGAUGCUACUUUCACAUUAAAUGUCAAGCCUCAGGAAGCGGGACGGCAUGCAUUAACAAUUAAAUACGCUGGCGAACAUGUACCUGGUUCUCCAUUUACAUUACGCGUCUCUGGAGCUCCAGAUGCUUCAAAGGUUCGCGUUUACGGGCCAGGGAUCGAGCACGGUGUAUUGGCGACUUUCCAGUCGCGAUUUAUUUGCGACACACGAGGUGCUGGCGCUGGCCAGCUUACGGUAAGAGUACGUGGUCCUAAAGGGGCGUUCAGAGUGGAAAUGCAACGGGAAACUCAAAAAGACCGAAUCAUUCUCUGUCGAUACGACCCAACAGAACCCGGGGACUAUAGAGUCGAGGUUCGUUGGGCCGGUGUUCUGGUACCGGGUUCCCCGUUUCCCGUCAAAAUUGUUGAUACGCAGGAUGAAUUGCUAAUGCUUACACAGGGUGGAGAUAAUUAUUCGACGGGCCAUCAUACUAUCACAUCGUGGCGUGGAUCACAAGCUAUACUGUAAAAACGCUGCAGUUAAAAUUGUUAUUAUUUUCUAUGUACUAAUAUAUUCAAAAAAAAUAUGGUAUUGUAACUCAUACUAACGUUUUUAAUAAACUCAAUAUUUCAC
Ooceraea biroi (clonal raider ant) is the source of this 9299-nucleotide messenger RNA. It is a transcript of the gene jbug, whose product is annotated as filamin-type immunoglobulin domains fbug. Gene Ontology annotation, molecular function: actin filament binding. NCBI's taxonomy places the organism in Eukaryota, Metazoa, Arthropoda, Insecta, Hymenoptera, Formicidae. The record is from RefSeq and is a predicted model, not a curated record. Gene Ontology annotation, biological process: actin cytoskeleton organization.